AUGAAUGCUAGACAAAUAGAAAAAAAAGUCAAUGCGAUAGUUGAUGAAAUUCUUAAUGAAGAUCAGGAAAAUGAUUUCGGUGCGAUACGAGAUGAAACUUGUCCAGGAAGUUGCAAGAAAUUAGAUGAUACGCCUAAGAAAUGCAAAUGCGGCGUGGAGACUUCGUUGAGGUUCUCGUUGCGCGUGAUGGAAGCAAUGCGUUUGCUGCAGCGCGACGUGGACCAGCCGUCCACGUCCAGCGCCGAGGAGAUCACCGACUACAUCCGGUCGCAUUAUCGCUACAAUGGCGACCUUUAUGCUCAGGUGCGGACCGCGCUGAGACAGGUCUGUUCUCAAGGAUUUGUCAUGGAAUUAUUGAACAACGAGUAUCACUUGGCCGGCCCCGUUGUUAGACCAAUAAAGCGGAAUGGCUGUUCCUUGGAUUGCAAAGAUCGCAUCAUAGAGUUUGAUGCCGAUGUUUCGGAUAUCCAAGAUUAUCGACAACGUAAUAUCAAGAUGGAGCAACGUGACAAUUAUGCGGAACCGAUUCCCGGACCUUUUAAAAAAAUCUUACGGAUUUCUUCGUCAGAUCCAGCUAGAAAUGUGAAAAAAGCGCGAGUGGAAGAUCAAAGAGUGGAACACGCAGAUGAGAAAGAUGAGACUACGAUGAAAAAGGAGGAUAUGGAUUGCGCUUGUAAUGCCGAAGUUGUCACUCGAGAUAAACUUUCAAGGAUCCGAUCUCCUGAUCGUCCUCGCGUUAUCAGGAACAGACGUCGUCGCAAUGACGCCGAAGAAGAUAUAGAAGAAGGAAUAAAAGAUGGCGAAGAGGACGAAGAUACAGAGGAUAGUAUAUACGAUGAAUUGAGGGUACGAGUUCCUCACAGAAGAACCGCGGCACGCGAGCAAGAACUGAGAAAGUGGAUCCGACGAUGUCGUGAAGAAUGUGAACGACGGGGAGGGCGAUAA
Messenger RNA from Acromyrmex echinatior (Panamanian leafcutter ant), 945 nucleotides. RefSeq lists its product as hypothetical. Lineage: Eukaryota; Metazoa; Arthropoda; Insecta; Hymenoptera; Formicidae. The record is from RefSeq and is a predicted model, not a curated record.